AUGACCACGUUGGACCAUGAACCGGAAAACCAGCCAGAGACAGGCCUUAUAGCCGCCCUAAAUAGUAGCAGCACAACAGCACCGGGGAUCGGAGAUUUACGAAAUGAGGCUCUGCGGCGGAAAGAACGUCUCAUUCAAAUGAGGAAGCAGGCUAGGGGUGAGACGGAGACACCCUCUACAGACUCCACUGAGUCGGGCGAUUUGCCGAAGCCCAUUUUUAGAAACUAUCGGCCUGUGUCCGAGGACCUGAAACCAGGACAAUUACCGGAUUCAAGCAUGGUUAACUGUGAGUAG
Messenger RNA from Dibothriocephalus latus, 294 nucleotides. The record is from the annotation of a GenBank genome assembly. Lineage: Eukaryota; Metazoa; Platyhelminthes; Cestoda; Diphyllobothriidea; Diphyllobothriidae.